UUUUAUUGCUGGUGACGUCAACAAUAUGGAGACCCUCUAAAAAAAAAGAAAGGCGGGGGAUUGUUGCUCCCAUCAAGUUUAAAAUUACGAAGUAGUCUACUACUACUACUACGCAACUUCUUUUCAGCUCAAUUUUCUGUGGAAAAUGCCGACAGAAUUGGAAGAGCUUGUUGAGUUCCUCCACCAUGGCAACACACAGAUACGGCAAAUUGCAUGUGAAAAUCUUGUCGGCUUCUCGACAGCCCAGCCGAAUUUAUUUAAACGUCACCAGCUCUUACCUGUACGAGACUUGAAACUUUUGGUUCGCGAUUAUACACCCAUUUCGAAGAAUGCCCUGACGAUUUUGAUCAAUCUAUCCGCUGAUCAGGAGGUGUUGGCUAAUCUCACUGAAGAUGAUGUAUUUCUUGAAACGCUGCUGGCUAAAUUAACUAAUGUUAAGGAACCAAAUGCGGACGAAAUAUCCAUGCUGCUUGCGAAUCUCGCAAAAUCGGAUAAAUUAGAGAAACUGUUGACUCUAAAACGAAAAAUCCCGGAAGCUGUGUCGACUUCUCCGAAGGCAAUCGAUCAGUUGAUGGAUUGCUUCGUGAAAGGCGCCGAGGGUUCUCUAAACAAACAUGCUAAUUAUGAUUACCUGUCCUACCUCUUUGCUGAUCUUUCGAGGUCAGAUCAAGGCCGGCAGUAUUUUACUUCUAGACAGGAUUAUGACGGUGUUGUCCCUAUAACAAAACUGACCGUCUUCACGGAGCAUGAAAGUGUCAUUCGCAGAAAGGGAGUGGCUUCCACGAUAAAGAAUGUUGCGUUUGACAUCCCAUCUCAUCCGAUGCUCUUCUCUGACGAUGAAGCAAACCUUCUCCCUUAUAUACUGUUACCAAUUACUGGACCAGAAGAGUUUUCAGAGGAAGAGGCAAUGGAAAUGCUGCCAGAUCUCCAACUGCUGCCACCGGAUAAAAAGCGAGAGAGCGACAACAGUAUCGUCGUGACACACCUGGAAACACUACUUUUAUUGACAACUACGCGUGAGGGACGGGAUCGAAUGAGGGCGGUUAAAGUGUAUCCAAUAAUCCGGGAGUGCCACCUCCAUGUCGACGACGAUGACGUUCGGGAAGCCUGUGAUAGAAUCGUCCAGGUCCUAUUGCGAGAUGAAGAAGGUGAAGGAACGGGAGAAGCAGCAGCCCUCCUUGACGCCAAAGCACAAGCAGAGGCGGGGACACAGCAGGACCAGGAUGAGGACCAGAAAGUCCUGGAGCUGUUCUGAAUUGAUAUCAGAGACUAGUCCUCUGCAGUUAGUUUUCUUCAUAUCCAUUCUUGAAGUACCGUUUGCAUCUGGCACGCCCAACAUAGUAGGGAAAA
This is a messenger RNA of Monascus purpureus, 1350 nucleotides long. The record is from the annotation of a GenBank genome assembly. NCBI's taxonomy places the organism in Eukaryota, Fungi, Ascomycota, Eurotiomycetes, Eurotiales, Aspergillaceae.